Molecule: messenger RNA, 2085 nt
Organism: Vicia villosa (hairy vetch)
Lineage: Eukaryota; Viridiplantae; Streptophyta; Magnoliopsida; Fabales; Fabaceae
Exons: 10
Coding region: 219-1832 (537 amino acids)
Source: RefSeq, a predicted model, not a curated record
GAGAAAAGCAGCAAUGUCUCGUAAUUUUGGGCGAGUUAGUCGAGUUUGAACAUACGCACACAUUCCCGAAAGAAUUAACCAGUGUAACCAUUUUCAAAGAAGCUUCUCUCUAAUUGGUGUCAGUCAUCGGCGGUGGCACAGUGGAGAGAUACUUAUCGCGUCACGAUAUUCGCCGUUUCUUGCUCAACUCAAUCCAAACCCUAAUUCGAGAAAGAAUAAUGUGGCCUGCUCCUGUUACUACAAACCCUAACCCUUCCUUUUUCCUAUUCCUUCCCUCCAACAACAAACCCUCUCUUCUUCAUCCCACUCCCCGCCGCUUCCACCUCUCCCGCUCUUCUCCCGAUUUCAAUGGCUGGGCCCUCCUCGAGCCACCCGUCCGCCACACACCUCCCAACAAAGGUUUAUCGUCUUUCUUUCCAACUCCCAAUCCCGCCGUCGUAGCUCUCGGAACUUCCCUCGCUCUCAUGCUUGCCUGUUUCUCCUUGUCCAGAAAAGGUUUCAAUGUUCAAUUCACAACCCCGUUGCAAGGAAUGUGGACUACAAUUACUAAUCCUCGCCGCUGCCACCAUCCAGACGAAGAAGCUGUGGAGUUUUACGAAUCCAAUGAGACCGCCGUAGAAGCGGCGGUUACGGAAACUGAAGCUACUAAAAAGCCAGGACGAGUUACAAUACCCGUUUCAGUGGAUUCCACCCAAGAAGAAGCAUUGUCAGUCCUAAAGAAGUUGAAGAUAAUUGAAGAUGAUGUGGAAGCUAAUGAAUUGUGUACCAGAAGAGAAUUUGCCCGAUGGCUUGUUAAGUUAAAUUCGUCUCUGGAAAGAAAUCCAAAACGUAGGAUUGCUCCAAUUGUAUCCCUGUCUGGCUCUGUAGUUACUGCAUUUGAUGAUAUCAAUGUUGAUGAUCCAGAUUUUCAAUCAAUUCAAGUCUUAGCAGAAGCCGGUAUGGUCCCCAGCAAAUUAUCUUGGAAGAAUAGUUCUAAUGGUUGUGGAUCUGACUGUAAAGAAGAUAUAAAUUUUUUUCCUGAUAGAUUCAUUUCACGACAAGAUCUAAUGGAAUGGAGAACUCAGGUUGAGUAUGGAUUUUUCUCUGGGAUAAUUGACCAGAUAUCAAUUGAAAAAGCAGGUUAUAUGGAUUUGAAAGAGAUAACUUCUGCAGGAGUUUAUUUGGACAUGUUGGCAGGAGAUAGUGGUAUACUUAGAAAAGUUUUUGGACAGAGUAAGCGCUUUCAGCCAAGCAAACCUUCAACAAAAGCACAAGCAGCUGUGGCUCUGACAAGUGGCAGAAUGAAAGAAGCAAUAUCUACAGAAAUGUCAAGAUUAGAAGCUGAGGGUUCUGCCAGGCAAGAUGUGGCAAAAGAGAUCAGAUCUGAGCUGCUUAGCCGAGGAGACAUACAGAAAUUUUGGGAUGCAAAGCUUAAUGAAGAGAAAAAUCACGGUUCUGAUAUAGAGAGGCUUUACCUCGAGGCAGUCAACAAUUUGGUGGAAGAGAAGUUCAAUCAAGAAAAGAUAAAUGCUGAAAUUUUAAAAGAACAGGCAGCAAUGGAUUGUCAGAAGCAGAUGAUGCUUAGUUUGAAAAAAGAAGUUGAUGAGAUAUCAGAUAAGCUUGCCUCGGAGAGAGUCAUAUAUGUAGAUGAAAAGCAAACUGUACAGAAGUUACUCAGAGAUUUAGAGUUCAAGCAUGAAAAAAUUCUUGACACCAAAUCCACACUGGAAGCCGAGAAAGAAGCUCUUCAGAUGCUUAGAACUUGGGUGGAGGAUGAAGCUAGAAGAAGCCAAGCUCGUGCUGCUGUUCUUUCAGAGGUAGGACGUAGAUGGAAAUGGGAUGACCAAUCUUGAAUGUAGGCUCAUCCUAUAAAUGUAAAUUGUUAUAUUAUUAUUUACCAUACAAGCAUAAAAUCUUUCGGCUAUCAUGCUGUUUGGUAUGGUCUUUCUAUGAGAAAAGCAACAGAUUGAGGCUUCGUUUUUGUAUACAUACAUACUAGUAAUAGAAUCGUGGAAAACACACGGUGAUGUUUGAAUUCGGAUUUUAUGGUAAGGCAAAGUUUAAAAACUUGUAAUAAAAUGUAUAAUUAUAGUGUUGGUAGUUCAA